GCGCGGCCUGCUGCGCCGCGAGACGCGGUGGCAUUGGGCCUCCGCGACCGCCGCCGCCGGCCACGGCUUCCACCUCUCGGAGGGGACGUACGACGUGGGCAACAGGAGCGUGGAGAACACACUCUACGCCGCGGGGCGAGUGCGGCUGCUCGACACGGCGGUGGAGUUCCAGAGAGGCGUGGGCCCGGACGUGGCGGCGGAGGCGACGUGGGUAAUUACAGGCGACGGCGUGCAGCUGCGCUUCCGCCGCGUCGAUGCACACGACGGCGAGCUCCACUUCGGCCUCGUGGAUGGCAACCUGGACCACGCGUGGGGCGUAUUUGAAGGCGCCAUUGAAGUCGACGGUGCGACGUAUGUCUUUGACAACGUGACAGGCGUGCUGGAAAGGCACUACGCGCUGUGGUGA
Trypanosoma grayi is the source of this 406-nucleotide messenger RNA. RefSeq lists its product as hypothetical. The transcript has a single exon. The annotation marks the transcript as partial. NCBI's taxonomy places the organism in Eukaryota, Euglenozoa, Kinetoplastea, Trypanosomatida, Trypanosomatidae. The record is from RefSeq and is a predicted model, not a curated record.